CCUGAGCCUGACACAGAUGGCCAGAGGGAGCCAUGGUGGUGGAGGAGUGACCCAGUGCCCGAGCAGAACCUGCUUCUCUCCUGUCUCCUAGCUGCUGCUGCUGAUGCUGCUGUGGCUGCUGCUGCUGCUGUCCCUGCUCUGGGAGGGCUCCCUGUCCCAGGUCCUGCAGGUGCCGCCCUCAGUGACUGUGCAGGAGGGGCUGUGUGCGCAGGUCCUCUGCACCUUCUAUCCCAGGUACUCCAUCGACAAAUCCUACCCAGCCUAUGGAUCCUGGUUCAGAGAAGGGACUAACACUGACACUGGCAAACCUGUGGCCACAAAUGCCCCAGGUCGUCAGGUGGAGAGGGGAGCCCAGGGGAGAUUCCGUCUCCUCGGGGAUCCCCAGAGGAAUAACUGCUCCCUGAGCAUCUCCGAUGCCCGGGCCACAGACAGUGGGCGAUACUUCUUCCGUUUUGAACAAGGAGAGACAAAAUACAACAUCUAUCAUCCCCAGCUGUCUGUGAGCGUGACAGGCUUGAGCCAGAAGCCAGACAUCUCUGUUCCAGAGGUGCUAGAGGCGGGCACCCCGGUGACUCUGAAUUGUACAUUUCCCUCGGCCUGCUGGGAUAAUAGCACCUACAGGUUCUCCUGGAGUGGGGCUGCCCUCCCCUCCCCACACGAUGGCUCUGGGCCCCCCCCCUCCUCUGAGGUCUCCUUCACCCCUGGGCUCCAGCAUCAUGGCACCCCUGUGACCUGCCAGGUGACCUUGCCUGGAGGCCGUUUAACAGCCCAGAGAACCAUCUUCCUCAACGUGUCCUAUGCUGCUCAGAACAUGACCAUCAGCCUCUCCCAGGGAAACAGGACCGCAGCAAUUGGCUCCUCUGUGGUGGUCCAGGAAGGAGAGUCUCUCCACCUGCUCUGUGCUGCCAACAGCAGACCCCCAGCUACACUGAGCUGGAUGCUGGGGGACCAGACCCUGGUGUCCUCCCAGCCCUCGGAUGAUGGAGUUCUGAGCCUGCAGCUGCCCCAACUGAGGCCAGCAGAUGGAGGGAGAUACACCUGCCUCGCCCAGCAUCCUCUGGGCUCCAAGCAGGUCUCCUUGAAUGUCUCUGUGCAGGGGCCCAGCUCGUCCAGUGUAGACCACCAGCUCCGCGACCACCUUCAGCCCCCCAGGCCUGUGCACACGUCUGCAGUCCUGAGAAAGGGGCUGGUCUGGUCCCAGCCCGAGGUGUCCCUGCAGCUGCUGCUGCUGCUGCUGCUGAUGCUGCUGUGGCUGCUGCUGCCCCUGCUCUGGGAGGGCUCCCUGUCCCAGGUCCUGCAGGUGCCGUCCUCAGUGACUGUGCAGGAGGGGCUGUGUGCGCAGGUCCUCUGCACCUUCUAUCCCAGGUACGCCAUCGACAAGUCCUACCCAGCCUAUGGAUCCUGGUUCAGAGAAUGGACUAACACUGAUUAUGGCAAACCUGUGGCCACAAAUGCCCGAGGUCGUCAGGUGGAGAGGGGAGCCCAGGGGAGAUUCCGUCUCCUCGGGGAUCCCCGGAGGAAAAACUGCUCUCUGAGCAUCUCCGAUGCCCGGACCACAGACAGUGGGCGAUACUUCUUCCGUUUUGAACAAGGAGAGGAAAAAUACAACAUCUAUCAUUCCCUGCUGUCUGUGAGCGUGACAGGCUUGAGCCAGAAGCCAGACAUCUCUGUUCCAGAGGUGCUAGAGGCGGGCACCCCGGUGACUCUGAAUUGUACAUUUCCCUCGGCCUGCUGGGAUGAUAGCACCUACAGGUUCUCCUGGAGUGGGGCUGCCCUCCCCUCCCCACACAAUGGCUCUGGGCCCUCCCCCUCCUCAGAGGUCUCCUUCACCCCUGGGCUCCAGCAUCAUGGCACCCCUGUGACCUGCCAGGUGACCUUGCCUGGAGGCCGUUUAACAGCCCAGAGAACCAUCUUCCUCAACGUGUCCUAUGCUGCUCAGAACAUGACCAUCAGCCUCUCCCAGGGAAACAGGACCACAGUUUGGGUCCCAGGAAUCGGCUCCUCCCCUGUGGUGGUCCAGGAAGGAGAGUCUCUCCACCUGCUCUGUGCUGCCAACAGCAGACCCCCAGCUACACUGAGCUGGAUGCUGGGGAACCAGACCCUGGUGUCCUCCCAGCCCUCGGAUGAUGCAGUUCUGAGCCUGAAGCUGCCCCAGCUGAGACCAGCAGAUGGAGGAAAAUACACCUGCCUCGCCCAGCAUCCUCUGGGCUCCAAAAAUGUCUCCCUGAUCAUCUCUGUGCAGUAUACCCCAAUGAUGCUCAACCUUUCUUGCUCCUGGGUCAAUGAUGUCUUGUUCUGCACCUGUUUUGUUCAAGCAGAGCCAAUCCCCUCCCUGCACUGGUUUGUGGGGGAGAAGGUUGUAGAAGACAAUAGCAGCGACAGCACUUUCUGUGUAACAUCAAACAAGACUCAGUCUGGAGUUAAUGGCAGCCUCAGUGUGAAGUUGGAACAGGUCCCCAACAUCACUGUUACCUGUCAGGGGGAGAACCAACAAGGGAUUCAGACUUCUGUAUUCCAGCUAGUGACAGAUAGGACCCCUCUGACUCCCUUGUUUCGAAAAGGCAUGAUCAUGGGCGUCCUCAGUGGAGCUGGUGUCACAGGUCUGCUGAGCCUCUGCCUCUUCAUCCUUCUAGUAAAAGUACUCAGGAAGAAGUCAGUGGCAGCAGCAGCAGCAACAGCAGCAUCCAGAGAGGGAGCUCAGGAUGCCAAGACUCCCUCUUGGAUGGACCAGUCCCUGGAUCCCAUUCCACCAGCUGCACACACAGCCCCAACUCCAUCAGCUCCAGAGGAUGAACUAGAUGAAUUGCAUUAUGCCUGUCUCAGCUUCGAAGGAGUAAAAGCUAGAGAAGAGCAUGGAUCCACCAACCCCAACACUGAGUACUCAGAAAUUAAGUUCCAAUGAGGGACAAACUAAUGGAGACUCAACCUAGGUGCCACAUUGGAUAGUUUGCAAGUCGGUUCCUCCUUUCUAUUGUCAUUAAUUCCUCAAACAAACACUUGCUCCAUUAAGCACUUGCUCCAUAUAGAUUUGGAUAAGACAUAUCCCAUGUACUCAUGGACUUUCAGUCUAGUAAAGGGCUAAAGCACAAGCCCUUGCCCACUCUUCUUCACAGAUUGAGCUCUCCCAGAGGAUUAUCUGCUACCUUGGACUCUUUGGGUAAAGUUAAUCAGUUGCUUCCUCUCUAACCCUAUAGACCUUGAGCCCCCACCAGUGUGCUUCCCAAUACCAUUCAAAUGACAUAAUGAGAACAAUAAUUACAAAACAUCCUUCCCAUAAACCUGGGACCCACAAUCCCACCAAUACACUCAGUGUAUAUCUUAUACAGGUAGAGAGACUGAGCACCAACUUUUAGUUAAAUGAUAACGUACAGGGAAUAGAUGCAGCCACAUCAACUCAGAGCUCUGGAACUACAGGGCCUCAAUGUCUUUUCUCUCUGCUCAAUGUCCUUGCAAAGUUCUCUACUGAGCAUGGUUAUCUGUGCUGGACCGGUGGCCCUGUUGCUAUUCUAGUCCAAUUCACUGCAAGGCUUGAUCACUCUACUACUGACCUGAGUUAGCUCUGCAGAGGGCCUAGCAUCUCAGCAAGAUGGGUCAGUCCAUCACACUCACUUGGCUGACUUCUGUACUACUGUUCCUUGCUAGGCAAAGUUGGCUUCAUGUUUGGAGUUAUAGCUAUAGUCUCUGGAAUUUCCAAUUUCAGACUAUGCAAUGGGGGAGAUGCAGGAUUUGGAUAAGCAAAAAACACAAGGAAUGCUAAUAUGUCCAGAUAUUUAAGUGCAUUAGAGAGAAAGAGAACAAAAAACUGGAUGAGCCCCAACAGAAAGGUAAUUUUAUCAAGCAUUUUAACUGUAUAUUUACUAAGUGACUACUAUGAAAACCCUUUGUUUGGAGCUUGACUAUUUUCAACCUCACUUUGCUCUUAAGGAAAUUGAGGUUCAGAAAGAAAUAUAUCAUCACAGAUUUAGAUAUAGAAGGACCUUUGAGGUUAUUGAGCUCAACCCCCUUAUUUUAUAAAGAAGGGAAUUGAGACCAAGAGAGAUUAAGGGACUUGCUCAAGGUCAUAUAGUAAAUAUCUAAUUAGUUAGUGGUAGUCUCUCGGUGACUGAGAAUGACGAUUGUCUUUGUGCAUUAUCAUCUAUUGAUGUACCCUCAUGUGGCUUUGGAGUCCAAAGGCUGAACCACAGAGUUUGUGGCACAUGGGGCAUGGGACGCCAGUUGUUACGGGAGGUGUGGUUGUGGCCUGGUGUCGCAGCGGCAAGAUGUUGAUAUCUAAAAAGGUAUCAAACCCAGAUCUUCCUGACUGUGAGCCCAGAACUUUAUCUUCUAUACAAUACUGCACAAAAUACCCCAACCAGGAAAGGAUAAGGCUAGCGCUCAAACCCUUGCUUACUAGUGUCUUCCUUCCUUCCUUCCUUCUUUCCUUCCUUCCUUCCUUCCUUCCUUCCUUCCUUCCUUCCUUCCUUCCUUCCUUUCUUCCUUCCUUCCUUUUUCCUUCCUUCCCUUCUCUCUUUCCCUCCCUCCCUUCCUUCCUUUCUUCCUUCCUUCUCUCUUUCCCUUCUUUCUUUCCUUUCUUCCUUCCUUCUUUCUUGUCUCCUCUCCUUUCCCUCCUUUUUUCCUUUUCUUUCCUCUCUCUCAUUCUCUCUGUCUCUGUCUUUAUUUCUAUCUGUCCUCUUCUGUGAUUUCAUUGAUAUAGAGGAUUCCAUCUACCAAUGCAUUUUGGGACUUAAAGCCUUAGAGAGUUACCUGGAUUACCUAGGGAGCCAAAAAGUUAAUGAUGUGCCCAGAGUCACAAAAUUAACUGGUGCUGGAGACAGGAUAGCAAUAGCUCUGGAGCUAUAGGAUCUGGGUUCAAAUUCCACCCUUGCCACUUAUUACCCUUAUGACCUUGUAAAAAUAUCUCUUGUCCUUCUUGGUUUGAAAUUUCCUUGACCUCUAAAAUAGAGGGAUUGGACCAGAUGAUCUCAAAGGUAGAUCUUUUACCUCUAAAUUUAUGAUCCUAUAACUUGAGCCUAAUUUUUUUUUUCUGGUGGGGAGGCCAAUUCUACACCAGAUUUCCUCUUUUCUCUAGAUUACUUUGCAGUGAAUUAACUGUGUAUAUAUUUUGUCUCCUCUUCCCCAUAUCAUGGUAGAAUGUAAGCUUCUUGAGGACAGGCCAUGCCUUUCUCCUUUUGUAGCUCCAUUCUCUUUGAUAAUUAAUAAAUCUUUGUUUAAGUGAA
This is a messenger RNA of Monodelphis domestica (gray short-tailed opossum), 5216 nucleotides long. The record is from RefSeq and is a predicted model, not a curated record. NCBI's taxonomy places the organism in Eukaryota, Metazoa, Chordata, Mammalia, Didelphimorphia, Didelphidae.